UAAUGUAAACCAACAGACAGGAUUGGCAUGAGGUGCAUACUGAAUCUACAAAACUGCAGAACAUGGAACGUCAGCCUUGUGGAAGAGGGGUGAGGAUCGGUGGAGGACGAGGACAAAACCGGGUAAGAAGAGGCCAACCACAUAGACACGUUCCUGACGAAAUCAGGGCAACACUUGUGGAUCAUGUGAUAAACCAUGGCCUCACAAUGGCCGAGGCUGGUCGAAGGGUGCAGCCAAAUGUUGGGAGAACUACUGUAAGUUCUAUUAUUCAGACAUUUCGUCGGGAAAACAGGACUGCCAGACAACCUAGAAGAGGUGGAAGAGGUCCACUUUUGACUCCGCAGCAAGAGGAAAGAAUUUGUGCAAUGGUGGCUGCAAACAACGCUUUGAGACUGAGAGAAAUACAAAGAACUGUCGUAGAAGAUGACACCAUCUUCGGAAAUAUUCAGUCAAUAUCAAUUUCCACCAUAGACAGAGUCCUCAGACGGAAUGAAAUGUCCAUGAAGCAAUUGUACAAAGUACCAUUUGAACGGAACAGUGAUCGAGUGAAGGAGCUCCGUCACCAGUAUGUACAGCAGCUAUGGAUGCAGCUUGUGAUGACAUCACAGCAGAGUCCUGCAGAGGGUGGAUUCGACACUCCAGAAGAUACUUUCCCCGAUGCAUUGAUAGAACUGACAUUCGCUGUGAUGUUGAUGCAAAUAUGUGGGCAGACAGACGGGAGCGCCUAGAUAUCAAUGAUUGAUAUGCAGCAGUGUCUGUUUUUCAGGGGGGUUUUUUGUUUCAUAACUACUGCAGUAAGGUU
This is a messenger RNA of Oreochromis niloticus (Nile tilapia), 802 nucleotides long. RefSeq lists its product as uncharacterized. NCBI's taxonomy places the organism in Eukaryota, Metazoa, Chordata, Actinopteri, Cichliformes, Cichlidae. The transcript is spliced from 3 exons. The record is from RefSeq and is a predicted model, not a curated record. Bases 63 to 728 code for a protein of 221 amino acids.